Messenger RNA from Durusdinium trenchii, 1700 nucleotides. The record is from the annotation of a GenBank genome assembly. NCBI's taxonomy places the organism in Eukaryota, Dinophyceae, Suessiales, Symbiodiniaceae.
UCCGCACACUUGUGCCGCGAGCCACAGUUUGGCAUUCUGCUUUUGCACAGUUGACGCUGCCGAGCUGCAGGGAAGUUUUGAGACAGGCUGAUGAGCUGUAGAAGUGCAUCCAGUGUGGUCUACCAGGAUGCGCUGUAGGCUAUGGCGGAGGCUAUGGCGGAAGUGGAUGCAGUGCAGACUGGACUAUCAGAACUUGUCUCGACGAAGGUCGACUGAUGCGGAAGGUGUUGGACCAAGCGAUUUAUUCCUUUGAGUUGUGUUCCAGCUGAUCGCGAGAACAAUGGUGCCGUCGUGGGAAACAAGAUGUACUGUCAAAGUUGACUGUCAAAGUCGAACAAGGGCAGCGUGCCUUCGACCCGUUUUGGCGUCUCGGCAGUGCUACGACGGUUCUGCUUGGUUAACAUGUUCAACUUUGACUUCGAACAUGACGCGGCGCGAUCUUGAGCUUGUUCGAGCCUCAGAGGAUGCGGACGCACCACUAGGCUGAAACAUGCUGAAUCUAUUUGAGAAUCGAAACCUUCAAAGCAAGAUUUGCCAUGAUUUGCCAUCCUGUAAACAGUGCUGCUGUGUUUUGAUGUGUUCGGGCGGCUACCUCAGCAAACUGGACAAUGGCAGGUCUUUGCAAGCACCAAAUCUUCGAGGUGUCGCAAAGUGUCAUCCAAGAACAAACUCGGCAGCAACACUUGAACUGUGCUUGGCAAGAGUUUCUGCACACUCUUUGAGCUGGACGAGUGCCACGCGAAGUGCAUGAAACACGUGGGCCCUAUCAAGAUCGAAGAAAGAGGCGCCCAGCGCGAGAAUGCCACAAGCGUCAAAAUGUCCCUGAACAUGUCGCGCGCGGAUCGCCGGUCAUGGACCGCCGGGAAGCAACUGCGUGGUGGGAAGCAAUUGCCAAAAGCUGCGCCCUGCAAAAUCUCCGCUGGAUCAGACACCGUUUGUCUCCAAGCUGUUGCCAGAUGGGUCAGAGAUUUGGACGUCUAUUUUGGAGACGGAUGCCAUCACAUAUGCAAAUGAUGUCACGCAAGAUGGUGGCAACAUCUACUUCUCUUGACUGGAGAACAGGACGAGAUUUGGGCGUUGCCAAAGCACCUGGCCGAGCAGUUUAUGUUUGCAGCUACAAUCAAUCAAGGAUGCCUUUGUAUUGCGACUUCCACGUUCAAGACGUCGACUCGCUUGACAAGUGACAGGAUAGAAUCGAUGCGUCACCUCACUUUAUGUCACAGAGCUGGGGUGGAACAUUUUCCGCUGGCAAACAGUCAAUUUGAGAGGGUUGUGGUUGGUGAGAAAGACUGCUCAAGUUUGGGCAUACAUAGUUUUACAUCAUCAUCCACCAUCAAUGUUACGUUUGCAAACUUCUCGCUUGCAUUGGCGGCCAAAGACAAGUGGUUUGAUUCCUUGCAUUGGUUGCAUUGGGCAGUAGUGACGUGGAACACAAGUUCAUGGCCUUCAGUGUCAAUGACUGGAACAGGCAUUCUGUGAACGUGUAAUCGUUUUGUAAGUUUGACCUGCGCGCCGCAACAUUAAGUUUUGAACGCCUUUCAAAAUGCAGACACCUGCGGAAGCAGGCAUCCAAUGAGAUCACGGUGUUUUGCUCAAGUACAUUGUUCUUUUGGAGCAGUGAUUGCGCUAGAGUCUAGAGGUUUUUUUCCGGGUGUGCCCUCUAUACUAUGGCCAAACUUAGGACAAAAUCACAAAGCGAC